UUUGUCAUCCUUCCAGACGAGUUGCAAUUACAGUAAUCGCCGCAUACAAAUAACACAUUAAAAUAAUUUUCCAGUAAUUAUUCUCUUCAAACUUGCGGUAAUUAUAGUAUAUGAGGAAUUUCACACUGAGUAAAUAAAAAUGUGGUUCAAUAUCAUUCCUGGAUUUAUGAUAAUCGCCGUCGCUUUGUCGCUACCUUCUUAUAUUUCCUGGCCUUGCAAUUGGUUAUUAACAGGUCACUGGUACAGAAGAUCUAUGCUAGAUACAGAUGAGGUUCAGCACUAUUUGCGCGACUUACGUCUUGAAGAUCCAUACGUGGUUAAAGGUUUAGAAAAUAUUCCAGAUGAAGAGGAAGAUGAAAAGGCAGAUAAAAAAAAAUCUUGAAUGAGGAAUAGGUAUAUAUUUAAACGAAUACGUUUAUUAUAUUCUGUCUGCCAAUAAUUUGUUGU
This is a messenger RNA of Zophobas morio, 447 nucleotides long. RefSeq lists its product as uncharacterized. Bases 140 to 382 code for a protein of 80 amino acids. The record is from RefSeq and is a predicted model, not a curated record. NCBI's taxonomy places the organism in Eukaryota, Metazoa, Arthropoda, Insecta, Coleoptera, Tenebrionidae. The transcript has 2 exons.